AUGGCAGCAGCAAACAACACUACGGCAUUCAGAUUGGUCAUGUUAGGCGGAGGAGCCGUUGGGAAGUCCGCUAUCACUGUCCAGUUAGUUUCUGGCCACUUUGUCCAGAUCUAUGAUCCAACAAUUGAAGACUCAUACAGAACUUCUAUUUCGGUUGAUGGGGAGAUGGUUUCCCUUGAUAUUCUCGACACCGCUGGUCAAGAAGAAUACUCUGCACUGAGAGAUCAAUAUAUGAGAUCGGGUGAUGGAUACGUUAUAGUCUAUUCCAUUACAUCUACAACUUCAUUCCUUGAGGCUAAUGGAUUCAGAGAGCAAUUGUACAGAGUUUUGGAUAAGGACAUGGCAACAGAACACGUUUCUAUUGCUCUUUGUGGGAAUAAGUGUGAUUUGGAGUCAGAGAGACAGGUCCAGACUUCUGAGGCCCAAAAGUUGGCGGACGACUGGAAAGUUCUUUUCUUCGAAACCUCUGCAAAGAAUAAAAUCAAUAUUAGCGAGACUUUCCAGGCCCUUGUGAAGGAUAUCAAAAAGAACGCAGUUGCUGCAGCACCAGUUGCUACUGACGAUAAAGCCGAUGCUGGCAAGAAGAAGAAGGAUAAGAAAAAAACAAAUUGCACAAUGUUUUAA
Messenger RNA from Entamoeba invadens IP1, 624 nucleotides. RefSeq lists its product as hypothetical. Bases 1 to 624 code for a protein of 207 amino acids. Gene Ontology annotation, molecular function: GTP binding; GDP binding; GTPase activity. Gene Ontology annotation, biological process: Ras protein signal transduction. Gene Ontology annotation, cellular component: plasma membrane. Lineage: Eukaryota; Evosea; Mastigamoebida; Endamoebidae. The record is from RefSeq and is a predicted model, not a curated record. The transcript has 2 exons.